UUGACUCCCCCUUUUUUCACGGCUUCUCCAAACAUUCUCGGGAGCAGUACGAGAAGCUGUCCACCAUGCACAAGAACAUGCAGAAGCUGUACGAGAGCAUCGGCAGCUACUUCGCAUUCGACCCCCACUCAGUCAGCGUGGAGGAUUUCUUCGGAGAGCUGGCCAACUUCCGCUUCCUCUUCAUGGAAGCCGUGAAGGAGAACCACAAGAAGAGGGAGAUGGAGGAGAAGAUCAAGAGAGCCAAGCUGGCGAAGGAGAAAGCUGAGCGAGAGAAGCAGGAGCGUCAGCAGAAGAAGAAGCAGCUGAUUGACAUGAACAAAGAAGGGGAUGAAACUGGCGUGAUGGACAGUCUGAUGGAAGCCCUGCAGUCUGGAGCAGCUUUCCGUGAUCGGCGAAAACGAACACCACGAAAUGGUGAUCAAAGCCCUUCCAGUCCAGCCUCUCGGUGGCCGGGUGCUAACUAUGGUAACAGAACUCUAGGUGUGUCUUUAUUUCACUGCCUUUCUUAACCCAGACCCAGCACGAUUGUUGGUCCUACACUGCACUGCUCCUGGCUGCGUAACUCACACGUCCUUCCUGUCAGAACAUGUAAUUUCAGCUGGUCUAUGAAAAAGCAGAGUCCUGUGCUGAGUUGCUAACUUUUUUUUUUUUACUCGGAAAUGACAUUUUGGAGAGUGCGAGAUGUGUUUUGCUUUUUUAAAGUUCAAUUUAUCAAAAUGCGACAUGAAUAACACGAAUUAACAUAUGAAAUUAGACUCACUUAAGAUAACUGUCCUCUUUUAUCAUUAAAAAGGCCCUAAAUUUAUAGAUAUUAAAUAUCCAUCUAGACAAAGGGGAAAACUUUGUGUAACCUGAUGUUUCGCCUCUAUUAUCUUAGCCUGGAAGCUCUUUUGCCUAAUAGAUUAAAAAACAGAGAAUCACAUUCAAGCUGGUGUUAUGUGUAUAUUAGGUGAAGAGAUUAGAUCAAAUAUCAAGCCCAGUAAAUUUUUAUAGCACAUAAAUAGCAUUAUGGCAGUCGGUGGAGGCAAACGCUUUGAUAUCACUCUGAUAAAACGAACUGUUUAACUAGUUGAAAGAUUUGCAAACAUUUUAUUUUGAAUGUAUUUUAAGAAAAGUCUUAAAAGUAAUUUUAAUAGUUUAAUAACGACAGAAAUUAGAUAAAUUUAACCUGUUAGAUCAAUUUAACGCUCCAUACUCUAUUAAGACGGCUUGAGCACAAUAUUUACAUUAAUUUUCAUGUUCAAAAUUCAAAAUUUCUUAAAACUUCAAGAGAGAAAAAUGCAGCUGCAGUGAAACUCUCCUUUAUACAACUCAGACGAAGCUACAGCUGAGGCUACUUAUUUUGGCAAACAUUUUGAAAGGUUGUCUGGAGCGCCUGGUUAUUGAUUUAACCCAAUCUAGAGGCAAACAUUUUCUUCUGUCAGAAAAUGGGAAAAAGG
Molecule: messenger RNA, 1439 nt
Organism: Poecilia latipinna (sailfin molly)
Lineage: Eukaryota; Metazoa; Chordata; Actinopteri; Cyprinodontiformes; Poeciliidae
Product: protein diaphanous homolog 2-like
Exons: 4
Coding region: 66-509 (147 amino acids)
Biological process (GO): actin filament polymerization
Cellular component (GO): actin filament
Source: RefSeq, a predicted model, not a curated record